AGCUCUAACCGUGAUUCCUUCAUCUCGAUUGUCGACGAUCCCUUCUUCCAGAGCCUGGACAGCCCAAGCACCCCUACCGCUCCCGCCGCCGACACGUACAAAUAUCUCGAGUCCGAAUCAGAGACAUUGACAGAGAUUCCCUUCUUCUCUCCCGAGACUCCUCGCAGCAACAGAUAUGAUCACGAGGGGCAACAGAAGCUACAUUGGCCACCCCCCCGUCGAGAGUCGUUGACAAUUGGAUCUUCCCCGUUUUGGUCGCAGCAAACCUCCGCCAUGGAGAGCUACAACAUCGCCAUCAUUGGCGCCAUGGGCGUCGGCAAGUCCACCUUUGUGCAACGAAUUCUGGGCUUGUCGCGCCCGCCCAUAUCUACCGCGUCCAGCGUUCGCAUCAACCUUGAUUCCACCUCUUACAUGAUAACGCUCCUCGAGCUGGACCUGGAUUCGUUCGAGCUGAAUACAAACACACCACACCCCAUCCAGUGGCCAAAACAAAUCAACGGCCACAUCGUGCCCCGAGUCGACGCCGCCUUGGUGCUCUACGAUGUUACGAAUAGGGACACCAUCCGUGAACUUCCUCAGACGCUGGCUGCUUUGAUGAAUUCGAACAUGCCGGCCGUGUUGGUCGCGAGCAAAUGCGAAGCGCCCGAAGAAGAACAAGAGGUCAAUGCAGAUGAAUUGGCGAACCAUACGCUCUUCAAACCUGUUUUGGCCCACUAUAAGAUCUCCUCCACCAGCCCCGACAUAGAUCGAAGCUGUUUGCAUGCCAUUCUCAGGGCUGCCGUCGCUCAUAGAAGGGGCAUGUCACCACAGAUUGAGAUUGGCGAGAUGGUUGCUGCUCGCAAGAGGGCGCAAUCGGCCGCGAACCUCGACGCCCCCGAUACUAGCAGCCGCCCGGUCAGCCAAGGGAGACAUAACCGUGCGAGCUCGGAUUUUUCGCUGCUUCGCGGCUUCCAAGCCCCGGGCUCCGGCACUCCUGGUGCCGACGGCCAUUUGCAGAAACCGGCGUCCAGGAGUCCACACCGAGAUGGGACAAUUUACGAAAUUCCGGAUCCCGGAAAGCUUACCGCGACGUCAACAUCCUUGAGCUUCAAUGGCAGUUGUUAUGCCCGUGGAAGCGAUGCCUUCCUUGAUGUUGAUGAGUCCGACACGGAUUCUCGUCGAUACUCGGACGACAUUCCCAUCUUGCAGCGAAACGACGAUGUUGUUAUAGAAAAACAGCAGAAGAAGAUGACGGGUCUGUCAUUCGACGAUCUCGUAGAUCGGCUGCUGGCGCUGCGCCUUUCCAGGGCGGACGCCAACUUCACUGAUGUUUUCCUCUGUCUGUAUCGAAAAUUUGCUGCUCCUGGAAAGCUCUUUUCCGCAAUCCUGAUGCGGCUGGAUCGCGUAAGGGAUGACAAGACGACGCACCACCUGACCAAGACAGCCACUCAACUGAGAAUCAUUGAGACCAUGGCCAAAUGGGUGUCUACGUAUCCCGGCGACUUUGCUCGUCUAACCACGCGACGAAACUUGGAUGAGUUUAUCAGAUACCUUUCCACGGAGCCAAUCUUCUGCAUAGCUGCUAGGCAAAUGCACCGGAACCUUACCCUCCACGUGAUAGAGGACGAUGAUACAGGCUGGGCCAAUGCCGACGAUGCUAAUGACCAGCUGGCCAGCGACAUUCUUUCUAAAGAAUUGAGUGAGCUACCGGCGGGGCUGACUGCCCUACAGUUUGAGGAAGACGGCAAUUUUGAGCGACCAUCUGUGAGCUCGGAGAACCUCAACAGAGUAGUCGGCAGUGGUGGCCAAAUACAGCUCUAUUCAUACGAAGAUUAUGAGAGAGAAGCCAGCACCUUGGACCCCACAGCUCAGUUACCGAUGAAUAAGUUUCGUUACCGCAUCUUUGUCGAAAUUAAAGACGACGAUAUUGCAGAUGAGCUGACCCGGAUCGACUGGAUCAUGUUCUCUUCCAUCCGAAUCCGCGAUUUUGUGCGUCACGUCAGUUUACCGGCCAGCCAAAAGGAGAGCUGCAAGAGCUUGAACAACAUAAACCGCAUGAUCAACCACUUCAACCACGUUGCCAGGUGGGUUGCCAAUAUGAUUCUCCUACGAGACAAGGCGAAACACCGAGCAGUUGUUCUCGAAAAGUUUAUGAACAUUGCCCUCAAGCUUCGACAGCUCAACAACUACAACGGUUUGGCGGCCGUCUUGGCAGGGCUCAACGGAACGGCAAUCCACCGCCUUGCUCAAACAAAGGUUCUGGUCUCGCCAGACACUCAUAAGAAGUUUGCGAGAUUGCUCAUCUUGAUGGGUACUCAGAAGAGUCACUUCGCUUAUCGACUGGCCUGGGAGAACUCUCCCUUGCCCAGAAUUCCCUUCAUUCCCCUGCACCGCCGUGAUCUGGUGUCUGCCGAGGAAGGCAGUAAAACACUUGUUGGGCCCAACGGCGACCGCAUCAACUGGAAGAAGUUUGAGGUCCUUGGAGAGGUUCUUUUGCCGCUCAUGAAGAGCCAGGGCACACCAUACCCUAACCUUUCCAAAAAUGACAAUGUUCGUGAGCUGAUAUUGAGCUGCCAUAUGACAACUGACGACGAGGAAAUUUAUCAACGAAGUAUUGUUGUAGAGAGUUCCUCGUCAGGAGGACCCUUGGAGCCAACCAAGAAGAUUUUUCCAUGGCUUAAAUAACCGCUGAGGCGAGGAGUUUUUUUUUCAUUUCUUGGUUGUAACAAAGGACACAUAAAAAGACUGGGGUUUUUUUAACAAUUUUUUUUUUUUUGGACACGAUUUUUGGGUAGCGACAAUAUUUUCUUGCAGGCUGGGCGAAGGAAGGAUUUACAGCAAAACAUAGACUCGAGAAUUUUUCUUUUUGCUAUUUUCUUUCCUUUUCGUUUUUUUUAUAUAGGCCUGCCUCUCUUUCAUUUUUUUUUUUUCCUCGUUCAAAGACAGUUAUCAGAUGGCAUCACUGCGGUUGUUUACGGUAUCUACAUAUAUAUAUAACCCUAUCUUAGUAACCGUGAGGAAGGUGGUGAAUUGAUUCUCUCCUUCCGCGUGUGCUGCGGAACGUAGCUUCCCUACACUGAAUCUGGUGACUAAAGAAAAUCUGAUGCGCACAAAGGUUUUCUUUGUAGAUCCAGAUGUCAAAAACUUUCAAUAGCAUUUCAUGCUACUUCCGGUGCAGAGAGCAACAUCGCCUAUUCUCUUAUCCAUCUAUAUUGUCACAAUUCGGCGC
This is a messenger RNA of Trichoderma atroviride IMI 206040, 3208 nucleotides long. Lineage: Eukaryota; Fungi; Ascomycota; Sordariomycetes; Hypocreales; Hypocreaceae. The record is from RefSeq and is a predicted model, not a curated record.